Molecule: messenger RNA, 854 nt
Organism: Arabidopsis thaliana (thale cress)
Lineage: Eukaryota; Viridiplantae; Streptophyta; Magnoliopsida; Brassicales; Brassicaceae
Exons: 3
Coding region: 137-718 (193 amino acids)
Source: RefSeq, marked reviewed
AGAUCCAUGAUGCAUCAUGAAGCCCUGACAAUUUAAAUAGAUGCAAACAAAAUUAUUGAUUUUAUUAAAUACGACUUUUUGAAAAAAAUAAAAGGAAAGAAAUAGAAAAUCCAGAGGAAGGAAGGAAGAGUGAGAGAUGAUGGGUAUGGCGAGGAAGAUAAGCAAAGAGGAAGUUGUAGAGAAGCUUAAGGACGACGGAGAUUUUGAUCGUCUCCGUCUCAAAAUCAUUCGCCGCCUCAAAGAAAACGAGGAUUUACGGAAUAAUAUGAUAUCAGUUGUCAAGGAGUCAACAUCUUUGAAACGACAUGGUGCUCAAAAUAUGAAAACCAGGCAACUCUCUGAUGCGAUAUUCGAAGAAGUCGGGAGCAAGAUGCUAAGCCAGCUCUCAGAUGGUUUAUGGGGGAUAAUAAGAUCAGAAGACGGGAUGAAGAAUGAAAUCAGAGAAACCGUUCAAUCCGUCUACGCCACAUUAUCUAACCCGAGAGGCGAGAAACGCGGAACAUCCGCUAGAGAAAUGGAACAUAAGAUUCCAACACCAAAAAAAGAAGCAAGAACUGAUUUCAACACCAGUCCAGCGAGUAAACAGAAGCAAGAGCUGAUUAAAGGAGCUGUAGAAGAUAACAAAGGAGAGGCAUGUAGUGAUGAUGUACAAGAUAACAAAGGAGAAGCAUAUAAUGAUGAUGAAGAAGAUCCUGAACUCCCUCCUGGCUUUGGCUAAAACUGUUUUUUGUAUCAUCAAUAAACUCCCUCUGAAAUAUUAUUGCGUUUAAGGUAAUAACACCAACUGUUUGUAAUAACAACAGAAUUACUGCACAUUAAUUUACCAAAGUAAUAGUGAUCCCCAGAUUAACCGA